Molecule: messenger RNA, 948 nt
Organism: Drosophila bipectinata
Lineage: Eukaryota; Metazoa; Arthropoda; Insecta; Diptera; Drosophilidae
Source: RefSeq, a predicted model, not a curated record
GUCAGAUGGACCAGAUGUGUUAAGUCCUGGAAAGGAGGCUCAAAAAGACGAUAUUCUCGAAUCGUUUGGCGCCAUAUUUUCUCUGACCAAUAGGAGUCGGGUACUCCGUAUUUUGGGCCUGUGUGCGUGUGCGUGCGGUUUGUCCUGUUUGCCCCGAUUGUUUGUGUAAUUUCGCGCGCUUUUGUGUCGCCUGACGUCCUGGAGUCUUAUCCGAAAGGACCAACGAAAAAAAAGAGUGAAAGGAUUUGAAAGGCGUGAGAUUUGCGGCCAACUGCUGGACGACUGCCAGCAAACUGAAAUCUUAAUUAGCUAUUUAAUGGCAGUUGGCAGACAACAAAGCCCGCCAGUGCAACAUCCACAUCAGCAACAGCAGCAGGAACUGUAACACAACCAAAAGCCGAUCAGCAAGCCAUUCAGCUUUGAGUGUUUUAUGGUGCUCGAGUGGCAGCAACAGCCCUAACAACUAGCAACAAGAACCUUGCCCACCUUGGCCUGGGGCACGAAGUAACAAGGAAACAAAGCAAUAAAGAAAGAUGGCCGGCGGGGGCAGGACAGCCGGCAAAUACGGUUAUUCGGACAACAAUUAUUACAGUGGUCACUCGUACAAGAGCAUCAACGAUGAGAUUAUACUGGUCAGCAUCAUAAUGGGGAUUACCAUAUUGGUGCUCAUUACCAUCGCCCUGUGCUACAUUGCGUACGAGAAGUGCCAAAAGAAGCGGGAGUACUACAUCAACGCCUAAAGGACAUCCUUCCGGGAAACUGGACAACUGGGAUGUGGCGGUUCCUUUGCUUCAUUUUCUCUUUUUCCUUUGUUUUAAUCACAAGAGGGGCUUUUUACCUUUUCCUGUGCCACAUUGCGUAUGAGUAAUUUCAGGGAAAGUUGAGUUUUUAUACAGAGACGUAUUACAAAAUUCGGGUUACAGCUUUUUUAGCUUUAUUUUAGCUUUA